Molecule: messenger RNA, 648 nt
Organism: Chenopodium quinoa (quinoa)
Lineage: Eukaryota; Viridiplantae; Streptophyta; Magnoliopsida; Caryophyllales; Amaranthaceae
Product: 39S ribosomal protein L41-A, mitochondrial-like
Exons: 4
Coding region: 90-368 (92 amino acids)
Biological process (GO): translation
Cellular component (GO): mitochondrial large ribosomal subunit
Molecular function (GO): structural constituent of ribosome
Source: RefSeq, a predicted model, not a curated record
GAAGCGCACUCAACGUUCUCCAUUGAAGCGUUCUCCGUUGAAUCUAAUUCUUGUAUCCCCCAUUGAAGCAGCUUCUAAGAAACGAAAGGAUGGCUCUGGGAUUGAUACUCGGACUUGCAAGGUCAAUGCGCAGGAAGCGGACAUCAUCACUUGAUAUCCUUUCUUCAAAGAGGGCGCCAAGGAAUUACUACAAGGGAAAGAAUUGCAAGCCCACUGGAUUUCACACCCGCAAAGGUGGCUAUGUUGUGGUGCAAGAAAAGCUGCCUAACUACGUAGUACCUGAUCUUACCGAUUUCAAGCUGAAGCCGUAUGUUUCUCAGUGCCCACUGAAUGCCAAGACAACUGCUAAUACUAAUGUAUCAACAUAGAUUGACAACACUAGAAUUAUCCAAGCUUUCGAGUUGUUUAGCUGUUUCGCAAUAGCAAAGACCUCAAUGAAGCUGGAUUGAGAAUUGACUGUCUUGUUUGUUUAGCCAUCAUACAUUGUUUAGAAAAACGCAAAUUGUAUGAAAACUGAUGGUCUAAACAGUUCCUGGUUUGGUAUUAGAGUAGAAAACAUUUCAAAAUUUAUUAUCCUAAUUCCUUAGGAUGUUUGCAAAUCUUCCAUCUUGUUCCAACUUUUAAGUAGUGAUCUCAAAUUUUUAAAAA